Messenger RNA from Candidula unifasciata, 1137 nucleotides. NCBI's taxonomy places the organism in Eukaryota, Metazoa, Mollusca, Gastropoda, Stylommatophora, Geomitridae. The record is from the annotation of a GenBank genome assembly.
AUGAAGCGGUUAUUUGACAACAACCAUUGCACCACUAACACGAGACUCAAUGGAACAUCUAACCCUGGGAAUCCACCCACUGGCUUCUGCGAGGCAGACUUACUGGGUCAGAUCAUUAGCGAUAAAGUAGCAGACAUCAUCGUGGCCAUUCUCCAGGUCGCCUUCACCGGAAUCUGUGCCUUCGCAGGCAUUAUCACCAACACAAUCAACAUUACAGUUUUCCUUAACAUGGGACUCCACGAUGCGGUCAAUGUCAGCCUCUUCAGCCUGGCCAUAGGGGACUUACUCUCCCUUGUCUGCUCCCUCUGGGAAAGUAUUUGUUUCAACACUAAAAUGGAAGACCUGGGGACUCCCAUAGUCUUUUCCGAAAUCGAGUAUGUAACUGGAUGUUGGCCACAUGUUUGUUUCGUAAGAGUUACCAGCUACGCCACAGCUUUCAUCACUCUAGAGAGAUGUUUGUGUAUAACGGUUCCUCUGAAAAUCAAAAGUAUCAUCACACCGAAAAGAACUAAAGUUGUCAUGGGUUUUCUCUUCUUUUUUGUCGCCGCCACUUCUGCUCCGGAAUUUUACGUUACACAACUGGGCUGGAAAUUCUACCCGGAAAGAAAUCGUACCAUGCUUGGUAUUCACUUCAUUGACGGCCGUGAGAAAUUCGAGAGCGUAACUUUGGUUAUGAACAACAUAGUUCUUCAGUGUGUAGCUUUCGUGUCUGUAGUUAUUUGCACAGUGGUUCUUAUUAUCCAGCUGAACAGGAAGGCACAAUGGCGACAGCAGUCGACAAGAGGCGAUGCAGCUAGUUCCGGUAAAGAUAAACGAGUUAUCAAAAUGAUCAGUUUCAUCGCUGUUAUUUUCAUCGUUUGUGAGUUGCCUUCUGUGGUCAACGUGAUCGCCAUGGCCUUUAACCCCCAAAUCCAUCCAUCCGGCAUCAACUACAAUAUGUUCUACGUCAUCUGGUCUGUGGUUUACGUCAUGGAAAGUGUGAACUCUACGGUCAACAUUUUUGUUUAUUUCAACAUGAGUUCCCGCUACAAAGCCGUCUUUACCCAGAUCUUCAUCCGCCCAGCGGACACCAGGGGUUCGAAACUGGUGAAAAACGUCACUGAACAGUGUCAGCUCUCGGGUACUCAAACUUCGUGA